Messenger RNA from Crotalus tigris (Tiger rattlesnake), 3739 nucleotides. It is a transcript of the gene RD3L, whose product is annotated as RD3 like. Lineage: Eukaryota; Metazoa; Chordata; Lepidosauria; Squamata; Viperidae. The record is from RefSeq and is a predicted model, not a curated record. The coding region runs from base 338 to 934 and encodes 198 amino acids. The transcript is spliced from 3 exons.
UUCAAUAUGACUAUAGACAAUACAUUUAGCAUCCAUAGAAAGCUUUUGAAACUGUUCUCACUGGCUCAGGACAAAGUCUGUAUGGAAAGGCAGAAACUCUGAAUGGGCUUUGUGGAAAGAAUUUCAGAGGAAUCCGUGUCAGAGGGUUCUGAUUCUCUGCUGAUAGAAGGAAUUAAGUUAUUUUAAAAGCUGGGAUAAUACAUUUUUCUUAAAUGAGAAAAUGAGGAAUACUUGUCUGAGACAGAACAUACUGGAAUAAACAAUCAUCACAUCAAGCAGAACUCAUCUAUAAUCUUGCUGGUGAAAUAAGAUUCUUUUCUACAAGUACAUUGUCAAAAUGCCAUUCUUUGGCUGGAUGAAAUGGCCAAAAAGUUAUUCUUACAAAAGUGGACAAUACUCUGGCUCAGAAGUUGUGACAAAGACACUUCUGAGAGAACUAAAAUGGCAUUUGAAAGAACGUGAGCAGCUGAUACAGGAGAUUGAAAGUGGACACAAAAUUCAAAAUCCUGAAAGUGAUUACAAUGGAAUAAGGAGCUACCAAAAUUUUAAAAUAACUAUCCCAGCUACUGAACAACGACAACUUGAAAUUCUUUGCUCUCAAAUCCAACCAUGUCAAACUGGAAUCAUACUCAGCAGAUUUCGAGAGGUUCUAGCAGAAAAUGAUGUUUUACCCUGGGAAAUUGUUUAUUUAUUCAAACAAGUUUUAAAAGAAUUCCUUACUAAUCUUGAAAAAGAAGCUCAACAAGAUCAACUGACUGAUGCUUGGAACCCCAAUUGCUCCAGCCAAUUCGCAGCAUCCAACACCAACUCCAGGAAAAUGGACAAAGAGGAAAUCCCAACUGUAUCCAGCUAUGUUGACAAAAAUACACAAGGCAUCCUUCCAACAUUCUCCCACAGAAUCCGGAAUCUUCCCUAUUACUACCCAUCAAGUUAAUUAUUUUCUCUAUGCUAAUAUUCAUUCAGCUUGGCUGUAAUCAUUCUAUAAUGAUUCAAUACUCCAAAAUUAUCUUCCCAUCCCACUAUCCUCAUAAAUGCAAAUUUAAACUUAUUAACUACAGCUGGCAUAGUCCUUAAAUAAAUCGGAUGGAUGCUUUUAUACUAACUAAUAGUGUCACAUUAAUAUCUUUCUUAUAGCAGACUUUUUUUGUGGAGGUUUUAUUGUUUUUCUUAGCAUUAAUCCUGCAUGACUGCAGGAUCCCCUUGUUUUCAGUGUAUUCACCUAAUUAUUAGAGCAAAGCUUAACAAUGCAUGAUGCCAUGAGGGUUUUUGUUUAUCAGCUGUCUUAUUUUACAGCCUGAUGCUGAUGUGGACUGAGAGAGUGAUUAGUCCAAGGUCACCCAGCUGACUUCUGGGACCAAGGAAGGAUUAGAAGCUGGAUAUUGUCACUCUGAGUCCACCAUCUUGACUAUGUUGGCUGUCUUUAAUGCCAUUUAUUUUGCCCCUCUAAAUAUGCAAGAACAAAUUAAAAACUUAGCAAUGUUCUGAAAAAUAGUCACAAUGAAAAAUAUUGACAGAUUUUUAUCUUGCGAUUUGCUUACAAUGCAAUAUUUUCAAAACAAAGAUAUUGAACUCAAAUCUGAAAACUUAAAAGGAAGAAAAUAAUCCAUUUUGUAAAAGAUCCUGUUUUUAAUAGACUGGAAACAGGUAGGCUUUACAGAGGCCUAAAGCAGGUCACAACAAUAGCACCAUCUUUUGCCUUAAAAAAAAAAACCACUAGUAAAAGAUGCCAAAGAUACACUAGCACCCAAAGGACAUUUUUUUUAUUUUGACACACCAUUGGAAAAAAUGUGUACACAUUUUAAGUUUUAAUCACUGAUUUAAGACAAAUAUAUAUUUCUCCCUUUGAUUAUGGCUACGAUGUGCUCUCCACAAUUCCCUGGCAUGAGACUACAUCUGGGAUACUGUGGAGCAAUGUUUUUCAACCUCAGCAGCUGUAAGAUAUGUUGAUUUCAACUCCCAGAAUUCUCCAGCCAGCCAAUUGUGGGAGUUGAAGUCCUUACAUCUUAAACGUCCCACAUGAAUGAGAAAUACUGCUGUGGAGGAUGCAAAUAGAAGCCAGACUAAUGCUGGAGUAUUAUUUGCACUGGCACAAAAUUAAAACCUGAAAGAGAAGGGGAAGAUAAAUCUCUGCAAAACCUGCAUGAUAGUUUUAUUUAAACCCUGCAGAAAUUUAGUAAAAACUUUAUCCCUAUAUAGAAUGAUUUGAGAUGGUAUUAAUUCACAGGUUCUAAAAAAAGUGGCUAUAUAAGCCAAAAUUCCUUUCUGCAAUAGUUUGAUAGAAAAGCAGAUGCAGUAGUUAUAUUAUAGCUUACAAUCCUUUAUUACCAAAAAAGAACUCCUUUUUUUCCUUUGCCUCCGAUCCACACAAUUUAGAUUUUAUGCUGUAAUUUUUUUAUGAAAGAUGAAAUCUAGAUUCGCAGAGAACUGGGAUUUUUUAAAUUGCUAAAAAUAGAAUUUUUUUUUACCAAAUGACAUAUAUGUUUUGAAAAACCAUGAAUAAGGUUAGUAUGAGAGAGACAGAGAGAGAGAGAUUUGGAUGAUGGUUAAAAAUCUAACUAAAUGAAUGAUUCUGUCAGUGUCAUGUCUGCAGAUACAGAACUAGUCAGGCUCCUCAGGGUUAAUUUCAAAGAAUAGUCAUAACUUAAAAAUGUUAAGUCAAUGGCUAAGUAUGUACAACAUGCUAAACUAAAAAAUAUGGUUGGUUAAUAUAUGUUGUAUGAAUUUACUCAACAGUAUUGAUUUGGAAACCUCUAGUUAGGCUCUACACUAAAAGCAAUUAAACAAUUGUGAACAUUAAGAAGUAGUAGAAAAAGAGGGCUACAAGGUGUUUCUUUCUCAUUAGUAUUUUUUUGUUUCACUGUCUGAAAAUAAUAUUAUAAAACUGUAAAGUUAAAGUAACAAAUAAAAAUAUUAUUUAAAAGCUGGUUAGCAUACUCUUACUGUGAAUAAAUCUCAUUUGAUCUAUGAUGUUCUUCUUUGCAAACAUGUUGACAAAUGUAUUAUUCUUCAGGACUCAAAUCUCAAAUUAGAAACAGGCAGCAUGAAAAAAGCACAAUGUUAAUUUAUGUAAGAUUGAAAUGUUUUUCUCACUGUUUCUCCAUAAAGAGUUCUCAUUUGCUUUAUUUACAGUUAAAAUACUUAUUACACUACUACAACAACACUGUUAUCAUUUAAACAGGCUAACAUUACCAGGAUAAUAUAGCUAUUCAAUUUAUUUUCAAUUCUCUCUAUAAAGAGACAUGAGAUUAUAACCAUGAGUACUCUUAGAAUUUAAAAUUCUAUAAACAGAGUUAUAGGCUCAAAUGAACUGUGAGAACUGUAGGCACACUGUACAGUAAUUUUACAUUUACAGAGCAAGAGGUCAAUGAAAAUGGUUGUUGAGAUGGAUAGAUCAAAUCCAAGAUCUAUCUAGCUCAGGGUUUAUUCUCACAAUAGACAAUUUAUUUCUAUGAACAGACAUGGGUGCAAGAAUUCUCUAAGAAUUACUAGUAUGCUGUAUAUGGUGCUCAUAAUGGCUGAAUAUGCACAUUACUGUACUAUAAACCCUACUGUGGCUUGGAUUUAGUCUGCUGUGCUGUGUGUACAUAACCAAUUGUAUUUUAUUAAAUAAAUCAUCAGAAAGUUAUGGCUUAUCACUAUAUUAUGUGUGAACACAAUCAAUGUAUUUGGUAAAACUGAAGUUCUGGCAAGCUGAGAGUGAUAAACUUUAAAAAUGUCUAAAACCAAAACCUUAGACAAA